Erpetoichthys calabaricus (reedfish) is the source of this 11482-nucleotide messenger RNA. Its product is annotated as D-glutamate cyclase, mitochondrial-like. Bases 46 to 1908 code for a protein of 620 amino acids. The transcript has 14 exons. NCBI's taxonomy places the organism in Eukaryota, Metazoa, Chordata, Cladistia, Polypteriformes, Polypteridae. Gene Ontology annotation, molecular function: D-glutamate cyclase activity. Gene Ontology annotation, biological process: glutamate metabolic process. The record is from RefSeq and is a predicted model, not a curated record.
ACAACUGCUCAGCAUCACUACUAUCUCCCACAGGCACCUGCAGACAUGUCCACUAAAGAGUCUCUAAAGUUUCAGCCUCCAUCUUUGAUUCGAGCACUCAUUCGAGAUGGCAAGCUUGGCAGAAGAAGCACAUCCGGUAUGGCUGAAGGGUACAAGCAGGCCAAUAUUGUCAUCUUGCCCACUGCCUUGGCUGACAACUUUAAACAAUUCUGCCUUGCCAACAGUGGCCCUUUGCCUUUGCUGUACAAGAGCCAGCCUGGAGAAAGUAGGUGCCCUGACCUGGCAGAUCAGUCUGACAUCAGAACAGAUUGUCCCCUGUACUGUAAGUUUCAGGAUGGCAUUUUCUGUGGCGAAGAGUCCAAUUUAUUAAAGUACUCGGGAGAGCUGGAAGACAUGGUGACCUUCUACCUGGGAUGCAGCUUUGGAUUUGAACGUGCUGUUCAGGAAGUGGGGGUGCCCAUCAGAAACGUGGAACAAAAACGCAAUGUCAGCAUGUAUAAGACCUCGGUGCCUUGCCAUGCAGUGGGUUCAUUUCAGUGUAACCUGGUCGUCUCCAUGAGGCCGAUUCCUGAGGGAAAACUGAAUGUGGUUGCACAGGCCACCCUCUCUGCCACUGAUGCUCAUGGGGCUCCAGUUCACAUCGGUCACCCUGGGCUUAUUGGAAUUGAUGAUUUGGGAGUGCCGGAUUUUGGAGAUGCAGUGGAGCUUCAUCCUGGAGAUGUCCCGGUGUUCUGGGCUUGUGGUGUCACAGGGAUGGAAGCUGUAAAGAGCUGCAGGGCACCUCUGGCCUUCACUCACUCUCCUGGCUGCAUGUUCAUCACAGACUGUAACGCAGAGAAGCCAUCUCCUGGACAGUGUCCUGAUGCAGCAGAUUCCAUCCAGGCCAUCUGCAUCUCACAGAAACCCUUACACUUCAGUGUUGCCUCAGAUGCUGCAAUCCAGAAGAUCAGAUCCCUGGAGCUCCUGAUUGGGAAUGACCCAGGACAAAGGGGAAUCCAAGCAUUGUUUAUCCCGGAUGAGCUGCUCAAGGCCUGCCUGUCCAUGUCUCACGCUAAGUCAGUUCUCAUCACCACUGGGUUUCCCACUCACUUUGAUCAGAACCCUCCAGAAGAAACAGAUGGUCCACUAGGAGCCCUGGCCAUGGCUGCCAUGCUGCUGGCACUGCAGAAGGAGGUUUCUAUUGUGACAGAUCUGUGGGCCCUGGAUAUGUUUAGAGAAGUCAUCGCAGAUGCAGUAGAACAAGGUGUUUUAAGGAGUCCAAUCCCCCUUCUGAGCUUCCAGGAAAACAGCAGUGAGUCAGCCCUGAGGUUCUUGUGUUAUGAUGGAAAUUCCCAGACUCCCAGGUAUGACCACUUGGUGGCUAUAGAACGUGCUGGGAUGGCCACCGAUGGCAAAUAUUACAACAUGAGGAAAGUGAACAUCCAACAUCUGGUGGAUCCCAUUGAUAUUCUUUUCAGAAUGGCCAGUGAUAUUCCUAACAUUGCAACCACAGGUAUUGGCGAUGGAGGAAAUGAACUGGGAAUGGGAAAGCUGAAAGACAGAGUGAAGAAACACAUUCCUAAUGGGGACCUGAUUGUCUGUGACGUUGAAGCCGACUUUGCCAUUACUGCUGGUGUUUCAAACUGGGGUGGCUAUGCCAUAUCCUGUGCUCUCUACAUCCUGAGGUGCUGUGUAGUACAUGAGAGAUACCUCCGGAAAGCUGUGGGUUUCCCAACACUCUCCCAUGAGAAGUCUUGGGCAGCCGCACUUCCGACAGUCAGCAAGGAAGAAAAACUAUUGGAAAUCCUGGUAAAAUAUGGAAUUCGGAGUGGGAAGACCGGGAAUCUUGGAAUGGAAGUGGAUGGCCUGCCAUUCCAUGAUGUUCACUCCUCUAUAAUUCAGCAGCUGGCAGAGGUGACUCUACUGUAAAUGAUAAUGUAGACUGCUUUGGAACCCAAAGUUUUGACUCUUAGGGGUCCCAGUGGGUUUUUAUUACUUCUACGUGCUACAGUUUGCUCACCAGUGCCACCUGUUGGCUCAGAGUAAGUAUUACAAUCCUACACACUGCCCAACCUGGACCUAAUUUUGUAUACAGUAAUCCCUCACUUAUCGCGGGAGAUAGGUUCCAAGGCCGACCGCGAUAACUGAAUUUCCGCAAAGUAGGGACACCAUAUUUAUUUAAUUAUUUAACGUGUAUUUGGACGUUUUUAAACCCUCCCUGUAUUGUUUACAACCCACCCUUUACUCUAUUAAUAACAGGGACAACUGCUAAGCAAUAUGAAAUCAGUAGAUAAGUUUACACUUACUGUAUAGCGAAGUACACGUAGCUAUAUAUGACGUGAUGAUGGUGAUGUAUAUGCUGCGCAGUAAAAAUGAUGAUGAUGAAGGUGAUAAUCCCCUGAAUGCAGUAGCAAGAGCACGUUAAAGCUGAAUGAGUGAGAUGAGACUUCCUGGUUAAUGCAGCACUCCGUCGCUGAGCCAAUCAGCAGCACACAGGAACUUAACUGCAUGCUCUGAUUGGGUAGCUUCUCAGCCAUCCGCCAAUAGCAUCUCUUGUAUGAAAUCAACUGGGCAAACCAACUGAGGAAGCAAAUAUCAGAAGUAAAAAGACCCAUUGUCCGCAGAAACCCGCGAAGCAGCGAAAAAUCUGCGUUAUAUAUUUACAUAUGCUUACAUAUAAAAUCCGCGAAGUCGUGAAUCCGCGAAAAGUGAACCGCGAAGUAGCGAGGGAUUACUGUAUUUGCAAAACUGACAAGGUGUACAAUUUUGGAACCCAAUAUAUUGACCCCAGGAGGUCCCAGCUUAACAUUACUUCCUUAGGCAAUGCCCUGUGCUGCUUCAUUCUGCUGGAAUACAAAAAGGAAUAUUGUGUGCUUUUGCAGGGGGUGUUAGGUGAGGCUUGAUGAAGAGAGGAAGUGAAGCACAACACAAAGGAGAAUCUAACGGUUUUUGUUUAACUUCUGCAUUGUUGGCUUUUCUUCAUAGUUUAAGCACUAUGAACUGUUCACCUUGAACUAAGAGAACAAGUCAGCCAUGACAGCAUUCGUGAUGUGGAAAGCAGCCCGGACACAGACAGGCAGACACUGAUGGUUCAAACCCAAGCACACGUUUAUUCACAUUCCGCUAUGUACAAGUGCGCACGCACAACCCAGUGCCCCUGCCCCAAUCACCCUCAGGUCCAGGCCUUUGCCUCGCUCUCUCCUGACCGCCUCCACUCCUCUCCACCAAGUUUGUCCUCUUCCACCCGACUCCAGCUAUCGAAUGGAGGGAGGCGGCCCCUUUUAAGUCCACCCGGACGUGCUCCAGGUGUCUCCUGAUGAACUUCUGCUGGCACUUCCUGGUGUGGCGGAAGUGCUGGCUGAGCACCCGGAAGCACUCCGGGUGUCCCUGGUCCCUGGUGCUGACGUCCAGAGCUCUUCAGGCCCCUAUAGGGUUGAGCUUCCAAGCUGUGUUCCCGUGGUCCCCAUACCAACCAGAGCAGCUGCCCUCUCGUGGUCCAGAGGAGGCGGAGUCCCUCUCGUGGUCCUUCCAGGCGUCCCAGGUGGGUACUGCCCCCAGCCGCUCGCCACAGUGGCUACAACUCAGCAAGGAGUUACCGCAAUUCUGGAUUCUAAUCAGACCUGUUAAGAGCAAAUUCUUGACUCAUGAGAGCAGAGGCAUUGAUUGAAAGGCAGAGUGGAUGAUGGAUGGGACAGCUAGCAAGAACAGCAGGGUCACAAUAUAAAAAAACAAAUAAACCAUUGCUUUCUUUCCUUAAGCCAUUCCACAAAUAUACCAGGGUGAUGCUGGGUACCUUGGCUAGUUAUUACAUAAAAAAGAAACAAUCCAAUCUACAUCCACUUUCCAAAUGCAGACUAACUAUUGGCUUCCACUCCCCCUGGUACUACCCAGCAUGCCCUUGGUGAACUACUUCUUCAUUUUCUAGCAGCCUUGCGCAGUGUGCCUCACACAGGAGGGUCUCGGCCACCGCAGUGACUUCGGCUAUGCUGUAGAAAAUGUCAGUUACUCUAUCCAUCGUAAAGAGUUUCUCAAGCUGCUCUUGCAACAUCCAACCCUCAUCGCUGACAUUACAGUUUUCACUUCUAGCCUGGAGGUCACUGCUGUGACUGAUGUUACUGUGGCUCUGAAGCUCUCAGUGUUUCCUGCAUGAAGACCAUUUGUUCAAAUGUGUGCUGUUCUCAGAGUACUCUCUACAGAAAAAGAAUGGACAAUGCUGGGCACGUCCGCGGUCUCACCAUUCACCCAGUCAUCUUUUUAAUCCUCUCUCUUGUUCAUUAUCUUUUCCAUCCAUCCAUUAUCCAACCCGCUAUAUCCUAACUACAGGGUCACGGGGGUCUGCUGGAGCCAAUCCCAGCCAUCAUAGGGCGCAAGGCAGGAAACAAACCCUGGGCAGGGCGCCAGCCCACCGCAGGGCACACACACCAAGCAUACAUUAGGGACAAUUUAGGAUCGCCAAUGCACCUAACCUGCAUGUCUUUGGACUGUGGGAGGAAACCCACCCAGACACGGGGAGAUCAUGCAAACUCCACGCAGGAAAGCAAACCCAGGUCUCCUAACUGUGAGGCAACAGCGCUACCACUGCGCCACCGUGCCGCCACACUAUCUUCUCCCCAUUGCUCUGCAGUUCCACAUCCAUCCUUCUAUUGAAUCCAUUUCAAUCAGCAUCAGGCAUAAGGUAGGAACAGAGUGUCUGUUCAAAAGAUAAAAGUGCAGACUUCACCCAGAAAGUGAGUGGGCACAGGAUACUGGCGGUAAGAGGAGCAGCAGCACUACCAGUGUGUCUCCACUGUCACACACGUGUGAAUAGGAGGCAGCUGAAGCAGGGCUUGGAGAAUAAUGGUAACACAUCUGCCCAGGGGGGUGGCACGGUGCACUAACGCUCUUUCCAAGUUCCCUGCAGACCUUUCCCGGGAAAUCCCACCAGGAGCCACUGCCUCAACUCGGGACACGCCACUUCUGGUCCCGGCCCCGAGGACGACAUCACUUCCCCCAGACUUCCUCAUAAAGCCUCACUCCCUUCCUCUGGAAUUCAGUUCUGUUUUGGUCUCGGUCUUGUAAACUUGACUUACAUUCAAACUUUUACUUUUUUGCAGCCAGGAUACAGAUUACACGAGUGGCUGACCCAAACCUUUGCCAUGUCUCAUGUCUCUUCUUGUCAUGCCAUUCAUUCUUUUUCUUUUCUCUUACUUUUCUUCUCCUCCUUUCUUUCACAUUUCCCACCUUUCUCCAUUUAUUUCAUCAGUGGACUGAGAAUAUGGAACAGUGUUGUGACAAGGGGGCACCGCCCCCUGCUCGCUUCGCUCGCCUACCCCCGGCGUUGGGUAUCCUGAAAUACAUUAGUCGACCCAAGCAGCACAUUAUUCCUAACUUCACUCCGCAGUAGUGCCACUCACAAUAUGGCGCUGACGCCUGUGCCUUCACUCCGCAGUAGUGCCACUCACAAUAUGGCGCUGACGCCUGCGCCUUCCUUACUUUAUGGACCCGUGGGGCCUCCGUAGCCUCUUCUGUUUGAAUCUGGGCUGCAGCGCAGAGUCCUCUUUUUUGUGUGGCUGUCGGUAGUCGUUAGCUAUGGGCGCGUUGUUGCUUCAUUUCUCAUUCACGUCAGUUGAGCUCUUUCGUUUUUGGGCCGUGACUCCUUCGUGCGCGGUGGAUACAACUUUGCGUGCGGUUUAUGAGAUGCGCGCUGUACGUGCCUGCGCAGUACGUCUCAUGGUCCCAUCGCCGUGUACCUGCGUCCAUGCCGUCCGGUUUACUAUUCUCGGUUAGUAAUAUGGAUAAGAUGACACGAUGCCCCUGUCACUCGAAGGUCCUCUUUGUCACUCUUUAGUGUGAUUUUUUUUUUUGAUUUCUGAAUUUCUUCGUUUGACAUACUUUUUCUCUGAUGUGUGAGAAAAGAGGAAAUGAACCCCGUGCCAGUUCUUGUGGUGCACUUCCUAAAGUUUUAGAAUUACGGGACUUGACUUUUUUUUAAAUCCACAUGGUGUUGUUCCAUUGUAGAGAGCGUUACGGUUUAUGUCAGUUUAUCCAGACUCUGCUGGCAUUUACAUUUUAUUCAUUAAUAGUACAGAACCUCUAAGUGAUACCACACACCACGAUUCAUGUGCCCCUUAAGAGGCAUUCGCUCUCUGGAAAUGUGUUCUUUUAUAUUGCGGCAUUUUAAUUAACCUGAAUUAUAAAUUAUUAUAAAUUAAAAAGGUAUUAUCCCACCCAGCAUGCAAAAUGACGGUUACAAGCUUACACGACAAGUUAGGAUAAUUCUAGCUCUUUAUUGACGGUUUCACGCGGCAUUACAAACAGGAAGCUUAUGACAGACAUAUCAAGCCGUGGGACUCUUGAUCUGUGUAGACCGUCAUCUUUCGUUGCCAUGCUGAAAGGAUUUUAGCCAGACAGAAGACAUAAUCUUCUGCUCGGCCUCGGACAGAAGACAUACUCUUCCGCCCGGAAGCUUCAAAGUGUUGGCCGUAGUUGUCCAUUCUUAUAUACUGUUGCUCCAUGUGCAGGCUCUUGGCUCCGGGUCCAAACAAGGGCAGGAAAGGACUCAAACCCCACCUUCAAACACACAGGAAUAGCACAAUGCCCACAUACGGUUCCCAUUCUCCCAACAAGGAAAGGUUUCUGUGCUGACAGAAGACAGAAAUAUACGAGUCUGUCUUUAGGCUGACUAUUCAAUUCUCCAGUUGUCUUUGGGUCUCUAGUCCUGUGCUUGGCUCGGCAAUUCUAAAUGCUGCUGCUGUGCCCCUGUGUACCAUACUUGGUCUGCCUGUAUGAAUGAGUCCGUAACAGUGGGCACAGAGAACAGUGACAUUAAACUUAAAUAAAAAAACACAUAGUAUAACACCAUCUAAACCCCCCUGAGUUUUAUCUAUGGCUAUCAUUGUAAACUGUUUUUGAAGACCACAUUAAUGAGUUCUUGCCAAGUUCCGAAAAAAAUCCUGAACAGACCUUCAUUAAGUGAAUUUGAAUACAGUGCAUGUUUCCCACUGAAUUAUGGAGGGUAAGCCAAACAAGACUUUGUGCGAUCACCAGGUGCAGAAUAUAUUACAGCGGAUUUUGCAUAGCACACGUUUAUGCCACCUGGUAUUCCCCCAGAUAUUACUUUUAAGGUGUUAGGAGUCAUUUUUAAUCCAAGGCGUAUGAACAUUUUUGCCAGAAUGGUUUAACUGUAGGACUUCUCCUCAACAUACGGUCUAGUGAGGUAAGUACUUGAUAAACAAUAGAACAAUGGUGACAAGAACGGGCCAUUCAUCCCAACAAGCUCUCCUAUCCUGUUCACCUAGAUUCACUAAAAUAACUUCAAGUCGAGAGUGAAGGUCCUUAAUGUCUCACACACCUUGAUACUUUAUUCCAUGUGCCUAGGAUUCUUUGUACGUUUUUGUGAACUCUGCCCUUAACACGUUUCCAACAACUGUGUUCCUGUUGAAGAAUUUAUUUUAAACUUACAGGAACACUAGAAAAAUCCAGAAGAGUACAACAGGCCACUCAGCAUAACAAAUCUUAUCCGUCUUUUCCACUUAAUUCUUCUAAAAGAAAUAUGAAGUUGAGUUUUGAAAGUCCCUAAACUCCUCCUGUCGACCACACUACUUGGUAACAACGUAUUCCUAGGUGUCUGUGGUUCUCUGUGUAAAGAAAAACUUAACGUUUGUGUGAAAUUUAACAUUAAGAAGCUCUGAAAGAGACAAAUGGACUUUGGGAGGAUUUUCAUUUUGAUAAUAUUGAUUUUCCCAGGUAACUAAGAUCUGUUCAUAUCCUGUUUGAUGUUUUUCAUAAUAUUACCAAAAGUGUGUUUAAAGAGGUCUUUAUAUUUCCUUCUAUGUAAUAAUUCCCAGAUAUUUAAAGUGUUCUGAUACAAUCAGUGAAAAAUGAUCUAGCCAGAGAAUUCAGUGGAGAAAAAUUAAUUUUAAAGAGUUGAAGUUUAUUUAUUACUAGACAAAGAGCCCAUUUUAAAAACGUAAGAUGAAACGGGCACGAGUGGAAUAGUAAUAAGUAUCAGCACCACAAACCUGAUAUAGGUGUAUUGAAUGAAUGCGUAAUUAGGCCUCGAGCUGUAGUCGAAAUCGCCUUUCAGGCCUCUGGAGCUUUAAUCGAAGUCGCCUUUCUCUUUGAAUUUUUGCGUCCGUAAAUCCACCGCCUGCCGCGAUGUCGGUCUCAUAAGGUUUUUCGGGCAGCUGCGCAGAAGGCUUCGGACGGACGUGAGUGAGUGAGGAGACUGGCAAAUUAUAUAUAAGAUUACAAACUGAGGGUUCACCCAAACAGUGUAUAAAGUAAUUAAAUCCAGGCAUUUAUCAUGAAGCCAAGCCCAAAUUUGCAGAAUUCAGUAAAUAUAUGACACAUAUUUUUAGGAGGUCACUGUGCACUGGAGAGAUUCUGAAGGACUGGAAAAUGGCAAAAAUCAUCCCAUUAUAUAAAAAGGGUGACAGGGCAGAUCAGAGCAACUAUAAGCCAGUAAGCUUAACAUCAAACAUCACAGGAAAAUUAAUGGAAGGAAUUAUUAAGGAUAAGAUUGAGAAACACCUGGCAAGGACAGGAGUCAUUAGGAGCAGUCAGCGGGGGGUCAGACGAGGAGGUCGUGUUUUACUAACAGGCUGGAAUUCUAUGAGGAGGCAACAAAAGGAUACAAUCAGAGUGGAGCAGAUGAGAUUAUUUAUCUGGACUUUCAGAAAGCAGUUGAUGAGGUGCCACAUGAGAGGUGGGCAUCAAACUAAAAGAAGUGGGAGUUCAGGGUGUGGGGUGUAAGUGGGUGCAGAAUUGGCUCAGACACAGGAAACAGAGGGUGACGGUGCGAGAAACCUCAUCAGAACUGGGUGAUGUUAAGAGAGGUGUCCAGCAGGGGGCAGUGCUGGGGCCGCUGCUGAUUUUAAUAUAUGGAAAUGAUUUCGAUAGGAAUAUAAGGUUCAAGGUUCUGUUACUUGCCAUUUGUGCAUAAAACCAACAGUUAAAGCACAUUGGAAUUCUUGUGCAGAGCUCUGUCCGAGUCAUAGUAAAACAUUUAAAAAAAGAUUAAAAAACAGUAAAACAAAAUAAAAUAAUGUAGAUUAUACCAGCACUAGGGGGCUCCGCCCCCUGCUCGCUUCGCUCGCCAACCCCUGGCGUUGGGGCAUGACAAAGAGUGAGAUGUAUGAAUGAGAUAUAGAAUAGUGUGCAGGUGUGGAUGAUGCAUAUAGAAAGCAAACAAUACAGUGUUUGGCACAGAGUAAUGGUUUAUUGGAAUAUUUCUUUGUACACAACAUUAGUAGUAAAGAUGGUGUCCUGUCCUUGAAUGAGUCUUCCUUGGCAUGGAUCAUUUAUAACUUUAACUUUAACGUCAGACGAACAUCGAACACGUGAGAAGGCAACAUAAAGUUGUCCAUGUCCAAAAACGGGUUCAGAGAGGUAGAUGCCAACCUUGUCGAUGGUUUGUCCUUGUGAUUUGUUGAUGGUCGUGGCAAAUGCAGGUUUAAUGGGGAACUGUUGGCAUUUCAAUGUAAAAGGUAAAUCCAGGUCAGAACUCGUAAGGUCAAUUCUAGGAAUGAGAACAGUAUUGUUAGAAUGUGAUUCUGUAAGAACUGUUGCUUGAAUAACAUUGUGUGUCAUGGUGUUGACGAGUAAACGUGUGCCAUUGCAUAAACCCUGUUUAGUGUUAAGGUUUCUUAAUAGCAUGAUUAUUGUUCCGUUUUUAAGGCUAAGAUUGUGUUGUGGUAAUCCGGCUGGGUUAAUAGUGUUCAAAUAUUCUAAGGGGAAAUUUAGAUGUUCAUUGUUGUCAUCAGAGUCAACUUUGUCAGAGCUUAGAAAGAGACGUGCCUCUCCAGGAAGUAAUGAAAUGACCUGGUUAUUAAUGUGAUCAACAUUAAUAUUUUUUGGACAUAAUAUAGUGCGUUGUGUUAAAAGGGGUAUGGAAGGUUCAUUCGUUGAUAGAUUGCGUCAUUUGGAUCUAGGAUGUAGAUUUGUGCAUAUUUGCGUUGUUGAUUUGUUUCAGGGUGCACUGUUCCAAUGCGAUGUAAUAUUUGUCCACAUACAGUGGUGUGAAAAACUAUUUGCCCCCUUCCUGAUUUCUUAUUCUUUUGCAUGUUUGUCACACAAAAUGUUUCUGAUCAUCAAACACAUUUAACCAUUAGUCAAAUAUAACACAAGUAAACACAAAAUGCAGUUUUUAAAUGAUGGUUUUUAUUAUUUAGGGAGAAAAAAAAUCCAAACCUACAUGGCCCUGUGUGAAUAAGUAAUUGCCCCCUUGUUAAAAAAUAACCUAACUGUGGUGUAUCACACCUGAGUUCAAUUUCCGUAGCCACCCCCAGGCCUGAUUACUGCCACACCUGUUUCAAUCAAGAAAUCACUUAAAUAGGAGCUGCCUGACACAGAGAAGUAGACCAAAAGCACCUCAAAAGAUAGACAUCAUGCCAAGAUCCAAAGAAAUUCAGGAACAAAUGAGAACAGAAGUAAUUGAGAUCUAUCAGUCUGGUAAAGGUUAUAAAGCCAUUUCUAAAGCUUUGGGACUCCAGCGAACCACAGUGAGAGCCAUUAUCCACAAAUGGCAAAAACAUGGAACAGUGGUGAACCUUCCCAGGAGUGGCCGGCCGACCAAAAUUACCCAAGAGAGCAGAGACGACUCAUCCGAGAGGUCACAAAAGACCCCAGGACAACGUCUAAAGAACUGCAGGCCUCACUUGCCUCAAUUAAGGUCAGUGUUCACGACUCCACCAUAAGAAAGAGACUGGGCAAAAAUGGCCUGCAUAGCAGAUUUCCAAGACGCAAACCACUGUUAAGCAAAAAGAACAUUAGGGCUCGUCUCAAUUUUGCUAAGAAACAUCUCAAUGAUUGCCAAGACUUUUGGGAAAAUAUCUUGUGGACGGAUGAGACAAAAGUUGAACUUUUUGGAAGGCAAAUGUCCCGUUACAUCUGGCGUAAAAGGAACACAGCAUUUCAGAAAAAGAACAUCAUACCAACAGUAAAAUAUGGUGGUGGUAGUGUGAUGGUCUGGGGUUGUUUUGCUGCUUCAGGACCUGGAAGGCUUGCUGUGAUAGAUGGAACCAUGAAUUCUACUGUCUACCAAAAAAUCCUGAAGGAGAAUGUCCGGCCAUCUGUUCGUCAACUCAAGCUGAAGCGAUCUUGGGUGCUGCAAUAGGACAAUGACCCAAAACACACCAGCAAAUCCACCUCUGAAUGGCUGAAGAAAAACAAAAUGAAGACUUUGGAGUGGCCUAGUCAAAGUCCUGACCUGAAUCCAAUUGAGAUGCUAUGGCAUGACCUUAAAAAGGCGGUUCAUGCUAGAAAACCCUCAAAUAAAGCUGAAUUACAACAAUUUUGCAAAGAUGAGUGGGCCAAAAUUCCUCCAGAGCGCUGUAAAAGACUCAUUGCAAGUUAUCGCAAACGCUUGAUUGCAGUUAUUGCUGCUAAGGGUGGCCCAACCAGUUAUUAGGUUCAGGGGGCAAUUACUUUUUCACACAGGGCCAUUUAGGUUUGGAUUUUUUUUUCUCCCUAAAUAAUAAAAACCACCAUUUACAAACUGCAUUUUGUGUUUACUUGUGUUAUA